Molecule: messenger RNA, 268 nt
Organism: Paramecium sonneborni
Lineage: Eukaryota; Ciliophora; Oligohymenophorea; Peniculida; Parameciidae
Source: the annotation of a GenBank genome assembly
AUGGGUGAAAAAGGAUAAUAGAUGUAAGAAGAUCCCUCAACUAAAGAGUUAAACAACUUUGUGCAAACACUCCUUAAAUAAAUGUAAGAUCGAUUUGAUGAAAUGCAAAAUACUAUUGUAACCAGAAUUGAUGAUAUGGGUAAUCAAUCAAAAUCUCAUCAUUUUAUUAGGAAAACGCAUUGAAGAUAUUGAAAAGAGUGUUACAGAACUCAUGAAUGAUCUAGGAUUCUCAGAUGAUGAAAAUGAAAAAGGGGGCAAAUAGUAUUGA